This is a messenger RNA of Periconia digitata, 419 nucleotides long. The record is from the annotation of a GenBank genome assembly. Lineage: Eukaryota; Fungi; Ascomycota; Dothideomycetes; Pleosporales; Periconiaceae.
CUGUACUGUUGAUCUGCAUUCUGCAAGCCUCUCACAAAUGCAAAUCUACGAUCGACAUGCUGAAACUGCAUUUCACUGCCUUCUAAUUGGGCGGGACGAUACGGAAAAACAUGGCUCUUAGUGGGGGAGUCUACUGGAUGUCUGUUAAUGUGUUGGUUGGUAUGGAUAUCUAGCAAAGGUGUUCUGGGGACUGCGUGGAGGUUUGGCGGUUUGGCGGUCGCCUUUUGCUUCAAGACACCACUCUUCCACUGUUCCAGAGUUUCACAGGCAUCUUUGGUGUCACGAGCCGUCUGCAGCCGAAUAUGCUUGUUUUUCGGUUGCCCACGAGCCAGAUCUGGCUUUCGACGAGCUGUUCUCCUGGCUAACUUUAGAAAGUCAGGAAUGUUGCGAUCUCCACUUGUAGGAGAGCUCCCGUAAUC